CUCUUCUCCCCUCUCCUACGCCGCCUCCUGCCCCAGCCACCGGCGCCCACAGCCCCCGCCGGCAACCCCCUCUCCGCAACCCCCUCCAGCUGCAGCCCCCUGCCCGCUCCCGAUAGCAGAUCCACCUGCUCGCUCCCGUCUACUCCCCGGCCUUCACCAAGCGCGCGCCGCCGCUCCAUCAGCCUCCCCUACCGCUCCUACCCGCCGCCUGUGCACCUCCAGACCCGCACCGCCACCGCCCGCGCCUAGGCCCUCAACCCCACCGCCGCCUCGUCGGCCUCCUUCGGCCUCACUCACAUCGACGCCCUCCACACCGCGCUCCUCCUCCUCCUAGAGCCCCAGGCCGCGGUCCGCGCCGCCUCCUCCGACCGCCUCCUCAACGCCUUCCUCCUCCUUUGCGCGAGUCCAGGAAGAUGAGCCCGUGCGCGGCGACCUCAGCAACGGUGGGGAUGGACGCCUGCGCUGCGACGCGCACGCGGUCCAGGCCUGCGGAGGACAGGGAGGCGAGAGCGGCGUCGAGGGCCUGGACGUUGGUGAUGGACAGCCGCGGGGUGUGGUGCGAGCCGCCGCCGCCGGCACCAGCGCAGCCGUGCGUGUUGCCUCUCCGACCACGGUCCGCGCCCCUGGUAUGGAACUGAAAGAGAGGGAAAGGCCCCUGGUAUGGAACUAGAUGUCGCGCGUGUUGCUUAAUUUCAUUCCAUUUGUACACAUAGUUUUAUAUCUUUCUCCAGUUCUAGAUGCCUAGAUCGAGUCGGUCUUUGUUUGUGCUUGUCUACUUGCUCAAGAUAAAGUAUAUGUCCACUUAGCUAGUUUGGGAAUUUUCAAGUUUUGCAUUUCAUGAAUCUGUGCUAAUAAGCGUCACUCGUGCGUCUGCACACAUCUGGGCUUUAUCAUAUGGCAUAUUGUAUGCAUGAGACUGUCCAUUCAGGAACUGCAGAAUUGAGGUAGCUUGUAGCUACUUGCUUUGUGUAUUUCUGUAUGUUAUGCAAAUAAUUUUGCUUGACAAUUUUGUCAUCGGUUCUCCAUUUGCUCUUGCUCUGUGACGUGCGGACUACUACCUGAGUACCUGGUGUAAUGUUUGGGCUAGUUGUGAUUUGGAGUGUAGUACUUUAUAAGUAUAAUACUCCGUAUAGUUUUGUGCAUCUGCUGUCUGAGCUCUGUUCAUGAGUUGAGAGCUUAACUGCCAAGUUCAUUUGUCCAAAAGAACUGAUCAACUGAAUGUCCUUUAAAGUGAAGUUCAAGAGAAAUAUAUGUUCUACAAGUUCCUAGCAUGAAGACAGAUUUGGGUUAUUGGGUACAUAGUUAGAGUCGGCAUAGAUUUUUUCCUUUUUGGCCAUAUGAAUUUUCUAAAAUCAAUAAAAUAUUGCCAUCUUGUUGUACAUAGAAAAGGAUUUUACUUCCUGUAAUAUCUUGUUUUUUAUUUGAGUAGCUUGCACAAUGCUUAUGCCUGCUUAAAUGUAAGAUUAUGUAGAUGUUUGCCCACAUUUUGUUUCGUAAUUAGAUUCAGGACUUAUAUGCACACAUUCAGAACUUAUAUGCACACAUUAGUUCUGCAUGCUCUUGACUGAGGAAGACCUAAAGAAACCGCAACUUCCAUUUGUUGGGGAUUGUGAAGUGGGGGCAACAAGGAAAGCAUGCAAGAACUGUACUUGUGGCAGGGCUGAGGCUGAGGCAAAAGUAGAGAAGCUAGAGCUCACUGCCGAGCAGGUCAUCAAUCCUCAGUCAGCUUGUGGUAGUUGUGGGUUGGGUGAUGCCUUUCGAUGUGGUACCUGUCCGUACAGAGGUCUCCCACCAUUCAAGCCUGGCGAGAAGGUUUCCUUGUCUGGCAAUUUCCUUGCUGCAGACAUAUGAUGGCAUCAGUUACGGGUGAACAUCGGUAAUUGCAGGUUAUAGGAAUUACCUUGGUCAUUUUGUUCGUUCCAGUUCCUUUGGACGUUAAGUUGGUGGUUAAGUAGUGAUGCUUGCAGGAAGAACAGUCGAGUUCAAGUAGCCCUGUUAGCCUAUAUGCUAACUAUUUUUGAUUGAACCUGAACAUCAUAAUUGUUAUUUAUGGUUGAUGGGUUGAUAUAAUAUUAUUGUGAUAUAUGGGCUGGAA
Molecule: messenger RNA, 2095 nt
Organism: Setaria italica (foxtail millet)
Lineage: Eukaryota; Viridiplantae; Streptophyta; Magnoliopsida; Poales; Poaceae
Product: anamorsin homolog
Exons: 4
Coding region: 1555-1851 (98 amino acids)
Biological process (GO): iron-sulfur cluster assembly
Cellular component (GO): cytoplasm
Molecular function (GO): iron-sulfur cluster binding
Source: RefSeq, a predicted model, not a curated record